Messenger RNA from Rhea pennata, 3039 nucleotides. It is a transcript of the gene TLL2, whose product is annotated as tolloid like 2. The record is from RefSeq and is a predicted model, not a curated record. NCBI's taxonomy places the organism in Eukaryota, Metazoa, Chordata, Aves, Rheiformes, Rheidae. Gene Ontology annotation, biological process: proteolysis. Gene Ontology annotation, molecular function: metalloendopeptidase activity; calcium ion binding; zinc ion binding. The transcript is spliced from 21 exons. The coding region runs from base 1 to 3039 and encodes 1012 amino acids.
AUGGGCAGCGGGGCUGCCCCGCUCCGCCGCCUGCUGCUCUCGCUCCUACUUCUGCCCGCCGCGGGGCCGGGCGGCCGGGGGGCCGCGCUGGUGGCCCAGGAGCCGGAGACGGCGGAGGAGCAGAUGGAGUACCGCGACCCCUGCAAAGCCGCUGCCUUUUGGGGAGAUAUUGCUUUAGAUGAAGAUGAUUUGAAGCUGUUUCAAAUAGACAGAACUGUUGACUUAAUAAAGCACUCGGAUGGCAAUGCAAGACACACAUCAGGAGGUCUGGGAGAGCAGUCUCUUGUGCCAAGUGAGAAUGCCACUUCCAUGGAUCGUAGUAGCAAAGCAGUUAAAAAGGACGGCAGGCAGAAUGCAACGCUUGUGAGGAGACCGAAGAAGAAGGCAUAUAAUGAUGAGUCUAGGAUGGAUACACGCUCCUCUCCCAGAGUACGCAGGGCAACCACAUCCAGGGCUGAGAGGAUCUGGCCAGGGGGGGUCAUCCCCUAUGUGAUCGGAGGAAAUUUCACUGGAACCCAAAGAGCUAUUUUUAAGCAAGCUAUGAGGCACUGGGAGAAGCACACGUGUGUGACAUUUGUGGAGAGAACUGAUGAAGAGAGUUUCAUUGUAUUCACAUACAGAACAUGUGGAUGCUGCUCGUAUGUGGGUCGCCGAGGAGGGGGCCCUCAGGCCAUAUCCAUUGGAAAGAACUGUGACAAGUUUGGUAUUGUGGCUCAUGAGCUGGGUCAUGUGGUUGGUUUCUGGCAUGAGCACACACGACCUGACAGGGACCAGCAUGUCACAAUCAUCAGAGAGAACAUACAGCAAGGUCAGGAAUACAACUUUUUAAAGAUGGAAGCUGGGGAAGUGAACUCUCUGGGAGAGACCUAUGACUUUGACAGCAUCAUGCACUAUGCUAGGAACACAUUCUCAAGAGGGGUUUUCCUUGACACCAUUCUCCCCCGUCGUGAUGGUAAUGGGGUCCGGCCAACUAUUGGUCAGCGUAUUCGCCUGAGUCAAGGAGACAUCGCUCAGGCGAGGAAGUUGUACAAGUGCCCAGCUUGUGGAGAGACCUUGCAGGACACAACUGGGAAUUUCUCAGCCCCUGGCUUUCCAAACGGUUACCCCUCCUAUUCCCAUUGUGUCUGGAGAAUCUCAGUGACCCCAGGGGAGAAGAUUAUGUUAAACUUCACAUCAAUGGACCUGUUUAAAAGUCGCCUUUGUUGGUAUGAUUAUAUUGAAGUGCGUGAUGGCUACUGGAGGAAGGCUCCGUUACUGGGUAGAUUUUGUGGCGACAAGAUCCCCGAACCGGUAAUUUCCACAGACAGCAGGCUGUGGAUCGAGUUCCGGAGCAGCAGUAACAUCCUAGGCAAAGGCUUCUUUGUGAUCUAUGAAGCUAUUUGUGGUGGAGAAAUUCACAAAGAUGCUGGCCAAAUCCAAUCUCCCAAUUACCCAGAUGACUACAGACCUUCCAAAGAAUGCAUCUGGAAGAUCACAGUUUCUGAGGGCUUUCACAUAGGAAUCACAUUCCAAGCCUUUGAGAUCGAAUGGCAUGACACAUGUUCUUAUGACUACCUGGAGAUCCGAGAUGGCCUCACUGAAUACAGCCCAUUGAUCGGUCACUUCUGUGGCUAUGAGAAGCCAGAAGAUGUCAAAUCCAGCUCAAAUAAGAUAUGGAUGAAGUUUGCAUCAGAUGCAACCAUCAAUAAAGCAGGCUUUGCAGCAAAUUUCUUUAAAGAAAUGGAUGAAUGUUCUCUGCCAGACAAUGGUGGGUGUGAGCAGCUGUGUGAGAACACACUGGGUAGCUACAUAUGCACCUGUGAACCUGGCUAUGAGCUGACUGCUGAUAAGAAGAGUUGUGAAGCUGCCUGUGGGGGCUUCAUCACCAAGCUCAAUGGGACCAUCACUAGCCCUGGAUGGCCCAAGGAAUAUCCUACUAACAAAAACUGCGUCUGGCAGGUGGUAGCUCCAGCCCAGUACCGGAUCUCUCUGCAGUUCGAAGUGUUUGAGCUGGAAGGCAAUGAUGUCUGUAAAUAUGACUAUGUUGAGAUUCGCAGUGGGUUGGCUUCUGACUCCAAACUGCACGGCAAAUUCUGUGGGUCAGAGAAACCUGAAGUAAUCACAUCAUACAGUAACAACAUGAGACUGGAGUUCAAAUCAGACAACACAGUCUCCAAGAAAGGGUUCAAAAUUCACUUCUUCUCUGACAAGGACGAAUGCUCCAAAGAUAAUGGUGGCUGCCAGCACGAAUGCAUCAACACCUUUGGGAGCUAUGCAUGCCAUUGCAGAAACGGGUUUGUGCUGCAUGAAAACAGCCAUGAUUGCAAAGAAGCUGGUUGCGAGCACAAACUGAGCAGUGUGGAGGGAAUGAUGAGCAGUCCAAACUGGCCUGACAAGUACCCCAGCCGGAAAGAGUGCACCUGGAAUAUCUCUGCAACACCUGGCCACCGAGUGAAAGUAACCUUCAAUGAGUUUGAAAUUGAACAGCAUCAGGAAUGUGCCUAUGACCACUUAGAAAUAUAUGAUGGGCCCAACAGCAAGUCGCCUAUCCUUGGCCGUUUCUGUGGCAGCAAGAAACCAAACCCUGUGGUGACUUCUACUAACAAGAUGUUCCUUAGGUUUUACUCUGAUGCUUCUGUACAAAGAAAAGGCUUCCAGGCAAAGCACAGCACGGAGUGUGGUGGCCUCUUAAAGGCUGAAGUACAAAGUCAGGAACUCUAUUCCCAUGCUCAGUUUGGGGACAACAACUAUCCAGGACAGUCCAACUGUGACUGGGUGAUUGUAGCUGAAGAUGGGUAUGGAGUGGAGCUGAUAUUCCAGACAUUUGAGAUUGAGGAGGAGGCUGACUGUGGGUAUGACUACAUGGAGAUCUACGAUGGUUAUGACAGCACUGCACCCCGACUGGGACGCUUCUGUGGCUCAGGGCCUUUGGAAGAAAUUUACUCUGCAGGGGAUUCCAUCAUGAUUCGAUUCCACACAGAUGACACCAUCAACAAGAAAGGCUUUCACGCCCGAUACAUAAGUACCAAAUUUCAGGAUGCACUGCACAUGAGAAAGUAG